AGUACAUGCAGGUAGAGGGGUCUGUGGGCCGCUAUAGCACUAAUUCUCCCGGGCUGAAAUUUUGCCCCUGCACGCCUCUGGUCGGAGCUUCCACUUGGCACGGGCGCAAAUUUAGCAUCUGCACGUUUUUUUUUGUUUUUGUGUGCUGCAUGUCUGUGGAACUCUCGGCCGAGUGCGGAUGGUGCGUUCAGGAGCGUCGGAAUUUUCUAAACUACUGAAAAUAACUGGGUUUACAACGGCUUAUAUGUGAAGAAUUUGAAUGUGUUGGAGACAAAAUGACCCCUGACAAAAAGUGGGGGGGACACGUCCCCACCGUCUCCCCCUAAACUGACGCCUAUGACCCCCAGUCCGUUCCUGCUGAUAAGAAGACAAAAUCAAUAGAAUAGAGGACAAGAGCUUUAACUAGUGAUAUGUCAGAUAUUCACUCGUUAUUUGAACCGUUCUCAGCAGAAAACAUUAAUCAGUGAUAAAAACAGAACAUCAACCUGGAGGAGAAACCAUCACAUCUGAGCAAAUUAAAACCUCCAUCAAACGACUAAAAUGAAGAGUUUGCUGCAUCCUGCUGUGGUUCAAUGUCCGAGGUUUCUUUUGAAAGUUCUCUGUUGGUCUGUAGCAGUCUUUCUGUUUCAUGUCUGCACUCUUUGGGCCACAGUGAGAAGGAGUUUCCUUGUUGCUGUUGUUGGGAUGGUGACCCUGUUUCACCGCCAGGACUUCAAUAAAGUGGACAAUUAGAAGUGAAAGAGCUUCAGCUGCUGAGAGCAGCGGCUCAGGUUCCUCCUCUAAUUAUCCAAUCAGCAGGCGGCUCCAGGUGCUGAGCAGCUUUAUCAUCCUCAGGUGAGGCAGCAGUCUGCAGCAGCUUCCAGCUCUUCGGUGCUUCCCGGCGGGCAGAGAGCAGCUCAGUGGACCGGAGCAUGUCGGCGGCUAACGGGCGGAUGAUGAUGGCCUGGGUUUGGCCCGCUUUGGUGCUUCUAGCCCGGCUCACCACGGCAGAGGAACCGCGUCGGGACGCACACGGAGCUUUGGCCGGCUCUGAGGCGCUGUUCUCGGACUCCGAGCCGCCGAUGGAGACCCGCAGCGGAGGAGGCUUCCUGCCGGUGCCGGUGUGGAAGUUUGUGAAAGAUGCUGCAGACGAAUCAGAUUUGGGCCGACCACAGUUUCUCUGCAGCAACACGUCCCUCUCUGUUCGCUUGUCGCUCAUCCGACACUCUGACCUGCGUCUGCAAGAUGGGAGGAGGUUGCCGUCGCUGCAGCAGGGAUGUGGUGGUUCUGUUGGGACCGUGGGGCCGUGGCUGCUGCUGAAGCUGCCUUACACCAGCUGCCAUGUGGCAUCACAGGUUUCAAACGGAACGUGGUUCCACCAGCUGAAGCUGCGUUACUUCGACCACCUGCUGCGGGAGAACAUGACAGCUGUGGUCACCUGUGAGGAUCCUGCAACGUUGAGCCUGCCAGCAGUGAGCUGCCAGAGCACAGAUGUGGCUGUGAAACUGCCUCUGGGAAGCAGACUGCAGAAGGUGAAGGCUCUGGGGAAAGAUGUGGUGGUUGGGAGGGUGCAGACCAGCACUACUCCAGGACCAGUGUUGGUGCAGAUCUCCACACCGGCAGACAAGGUAAGGAGAGAUUGA
This is a messenger RNA of Acanthochromis polyacanthus (spiny chromis), 1622 nucleotides long. RefSeq lists its product as uncharacterized. The record is from RefSeq and is a predicted model, not a curated record. The transcript is spliced from 4 exons. The coding region runs from base 912 to 1622 and encodes 236 amino acids. Lineage: Eukaryota; Metazoa; Chordata; Actinopteri; Pomacentridae.